Cynocephalus volans (Philippine flying lemur) is the source of this 3776-nucleotide messenger RNA. RefSeq names its product autocrine motility factor receptor (gene AMFR). Gene Ontology annotation, biological process: protein K48-linked ubiquitination; endoplasmic reticulum unfolded protein response; ubiquitin-dependent protein catabolic process. NCBI's taxonomy places the organism in Eukaryota, Metazoa, Chordata, Mammalia, Dermoptera, Cynocephalidae. Gene Ontology annotation, molecular function: ubiquitin protein ligase activity; ubiquitin binding. The record is from RefSeq and is a predicted model, not a curated record. Bases 129 to 2060 code for a protein of 643 amino acids. The transcript is spliced from 14 exons. Gene Ontology annotation, cellular component: cytosol; ubiquitin ligase complex; endoplasmic reticulum.
CGGCGGCGGCGGCGGCGGCGGCGGCGGCGGCAGCGACGCCAGAGCCCGUGGGCGCCGUUCUCGAGGCAACCGCAAGAGCCCGGCCGCAGCGCGGGGAGGCCGGGGGUCUGGAGGCCGCCGCUGCCGCCAUGCCGCUGCUCUUCCUCGAGCGCUUCCCCUGGCCCAGCCUCCGCACCUACACGGGCCUCAGCGGCCUGGCCCUGCUCGGCACCAUCGUCAGCGCCUACCGCGCCCUCAGCCAGCCCGACGCCGGGCCAGGCGAGCCGGAGCCGCUAACGGCCCCGCUGCAGCCCGACCUGCCCGCGCCCGCCCGGCCGGGAGCCGGCGGCCCCCGGGCCCGCGACGUGGCCCAGUACCUGCUCUCGGACAGUCUCUUCGUGUGGGUUCUGGUAAAUACUGCUUGCUGUGUUUUGAUGUUGGUGGCUAAGCUUAUCCAGUGUAUUGUGUUUGGCCCUCUUCGAGUGAGCGAGAGACAGCACCUCAAAGACAAGUUUUGGAAUUUUAUUUUCUACAAGUUCAUUUUCAUUUUUGGUGUGCUGAAUGUGCAGACAGUGGAAGAAGUGGUCAUGUGGUGCCUCUGGUUUGCUGGACUUGUGUUUCUGCAUCUGAUGGUUCAGCUCUGCAAGGACCGAUUUGAAUAUCUUUCCUUUUCUCCCACCACGCCCAUGAGCAGCCAUGGUCGAGUACUGUCUCUGUUGAUUGCGAUGUUGCUUUCCUGCUGUGGCUUAGCCGUCGUCUGCUGUGUCACAGGCUACACCCAUGGAACGCACACCUUGGCUUUCAUGGCAGCAGAGUCUCUUCUUGUGACAGUGAGGACUGCUCAUGUGAUUUUACGAUACGUAAUUCACCUCUGGGACCUCAACCAUGAAGGGACUUGGGAAGGAAAGGGAACAUAUGUCUAUUACACAGACUUUGUCAUGGAGCUCACUCUCUUGUCCCUGGACCUCAUGCACCACAUACACAUGUUGUUAUUUGGCAACAUCUGGUUAUCCAUGGCCAGCCUGGUCAUCUUCAUGCAGCUGCGCUACCUGUUUCAUGAGGUGCAGCGUCGAAUCCGGCGGCACAAGAACUAUCUGCGAGUGGUUGGGAACAUGGAAGCCAGGUUUGCAGUUGCAACUCCAGAGGAGCUGGCUGUCAAUAAUGACGACUGUGCGAUCUGCUGGGACUCCAUGCAGGCUGCAAGGAAACUGCCCUGUGGACAUCUUUUCCACAACUCCUGUCUUCGUUCCUGGCUAGAACAAGACACCUCCUGUCCAACAUGCAGAAUGUCUCUUAAUAUUGCUGACAAUAAUCGUGUCAGGGAAGACCAUCAAGGCGAGAACUUGGAUGAAAAUUUGGUUCCUGUAGCAGCAGCUGAAGGCAGACCUCGCUUAAACCAACACAAUCACUUCUUCCACUUUGAUGGGUCCCGUAUCGCGAGUUGGCUGCCGAGUUUUUCCGUUGAAGUGAUGCACACCACCAAUAUUCUUGGCAUUACGCAGGCAAGCAACUCCCAGCUUAAUGCAAUGGCGCAUCAGAUUCAAGAGAUGUUUCCCCAGGUUCCAUACCACCUGGUGCUGCAGGACCUCCAGCUGACACGCUCAGUUGAGAUAACAACAGACAACAUUUUAGAAGGACGGAUUCAAGUACCUUUUCCCACACAGCGGUCAGAUAGCAUUAGACCUGCCUUGAACAGUCCUGUGGAAAGGCCAAACAAUGACCAGGAAGAGGGAGAAACUUCCAAUCAGACCGAGCGUGUGCCGCUGGACCUCAGUCCUCGCCUGGAGGAGACAGUGGACUUCAGUGAGGUGGAAGUAGAGCCCAGCGAGGUGGAAGACUUUGAGGCCCGGGGAAGCCGCUUCUCCAAGUCCGCUGACGAGAGGCAGCGCAUGUUAGUCCAGCGGAAGGACGACCUUCUGCAGCAGGCUCGCAAGCGUUUCUUGAACAAAAGUUCUGAAGAUGACACGGCCUCAGCGAGCUUCUUCCCCUCGGAAGGCACGUCCUCUGACCCUGUGACCCUGCGUCGAAGGAUGCUGGCUGCUGCUGCUGAACGGAGACUCCAGAAGCAGCAGACCUCCUAGCGCUGCCGCGCCUUCCUCCACCGCUGCCUCCUGCGCCUGACCGGAAGAGGCCUAUCCCAGCUCUGCCUGCUGUAUGAAGAAGUGGGCUGACUGCAUUGCCGCUGUAUAAAAGCAUGUGGUCUUAAUAGUGUUUGGACAGCUGACAAAUUUAAUCCUUCUUUGUAAUACUUUCUAUGUGACAUUUCUCUUCCCCUUAUAAACACUGCACAUUUUAACUCUAGGCAUGAUCUCUUCUGGCAUUGACCGGACUUCUUGGGGGUGGGGGAUGAUCAAGAGGAAGUGGGCAGCCCACCUGCCUCGAUUACUGCUUUAUGCCCAAGUCACAACAACUGCUAGUGUCCUUAGCUCCACAUCUGGCUAGGAGAGAGUGUGCUGGGGGGAGGAUGCGUAUAGAGUGGUGAGGAGAUGCAUGGCAUGAGGCUGACCCCCACCGUGGGGCAAUAUCUAUUGUCAAACUGUCGUCCUUAGUGGGGAAGCAUAGUGUUCCAGAGGCCAGACCCACAGGCUCUGGACCCCUGGGCCAGCAGGACAGCUGGGGAGAGAACUCUUGGUUCGAUAUCUGGAGCAGAGGAGGGGAAAGCCCGACCUGUGGAGUGUGAGGAGGUGACCCCUUGCUGUCCCACUACAUUUGGGACUGAUUUGCUGACCCCCCAAUCCACAGCUGGCUUUAUUUCCGUUAACUCUGGUGCUCCUGCAUCUCGUGAGCGUGCCUCUGUGUCUCUCCUCUCUGCAUUUCCUUGCCCCUCUGAGUGAGGGAAAGGGUUAAGCAGCAAACUUUUGUUUAUGGUUUUAAUUCCUUGGUCAGGUAAAUUAGGUAAUGCCAAAGCCUGUGGGUUUGGUCUUUGGAGAAGAUGUGGCUCUUGCAAGAUGGGAGAGUAAAUUUUGGAGGGCUUUAUUGAAGAAAUAAAAGAUGUCUUUUGUAUCUUUCUUCUCUGGAGCCCUUCAUUUUCAUGACUUUGUUCCUAUUGGUUUGAUUAAACAUAGAAAGGGAAGGUGUUGAAUCCACAUGCCUUGGAGCAGACCCAGGUCCCAAGUCUCUUCAAACUCUUUGUAUACUUUAAGGAUUUGAAACAUGCAAUCAUAGGUUACAUAGUUCAGUUUUAUGUCCCAUUGGAUUAAUUUUUUUUUUAAUGUUUCAAAGCAUAGUUUUAUGGUAGUCCAUUUGGGAGGAAUUCAGUGUUAUCUAAAAUAAUUGGCAAAGUUAAAUGUAUUUUAUAUAACUGAAAGUUUUUAGAGUGUUGAAAAGUAAUUGAAAAAAGGGUGAUAGGUAAAUAUUUAGGCAGAGAUAAUUUAUUUCAAUAAAUCUUUCAAAAGCCUUACCUUGAAAUGUUGUUAGUAAAUUUCUGUGAUUUUUUAGAAAAUUUGUUUUGUUUUGCUGAGAGCAUAGCUAUUUGUUUGUUUUUAUUGUAAAACAGUAACAACAAUAAAAAGCAAAGUCUUCUAGUGUGUGGUGUGUGACUGGAGGCUGCAGAAGCUUUUUUCAGAGGUGCCAGAGUUGAAUCCCCAUUUGAUUUUACCAUUUUGGUUGGAGGGUUUUUUUAAUCCUAAUUUUGUUUUUCCUAAUAUUUUAUUUGGAGAAGGCAGAACUGAAUUUUAUGUUCCCCUCAUGUUUGUUUCAUUUUUUUCAAGGUAAGUGGGGAGAAAAAGUUUAUUUUACUUUCCUUGAAUUAUGUCAUGCUUUGCACGUUGCACACAUUAAAGAUGACAUUGAUUCCA